CUCUUUUGUUUCUAUUAUCCAACAAUAAUAGACAAAAUAUCCCUUGUGCCUCCUAUUCAGAGAAGAACAUUGAAUCUCCUUUGAUCUUCCAAUUUUCACAGAAUAUCUCUAUCCUUUGAAAAUAAAAUGGUUACACACGCUCUUCCUUUUGUACACUGUAUCUGGAUGUCUUUUGUUUCCGUGUAUUUCUGACUUGUAAAUCAAAAGCAACCCCAUAUUUUGAUUAUUUUCAACCCAUAAAUCUCUCUUCCCUUGUUUUGAUUUUCUCGUUUGAAUUCUCUUCCUUGCUUUUUUUCUCCUUUCUCACAUCAUCAUACCUUGAAGUCCACCUUGGUUUUUGCUUCCCUCUUCAAUUUUCCUAACUGGUGGGAACUGUGUAGUUAUCUAUGUGUUCUAAAAUAGUUCCCCCUCGUUUCUCUUUUUCCCAUGAUGUCCCUGAGCUACAAAAGCAGCAAGAUGUUCCACGCAAAGACACAAUGCUUCUUGAGUCGAAUCAUGACUUUGAGUUCAGCACUAUCAGAAGAAGCCUUGAGUUUGAAUCAUCUUCUGCAGAUGAACUUUUCUCUAAUGGGGUAAUCCUUCCCAUUCAGAUGCAGAAAAAGCGAAACACUACUAGGAAACACACCCUUUGUGGAGAAGCUCCAUAUAUGAGACUUCCUCCUCUUCCAUGUACCCCGUCUAGCGUUGACAAAAUAAAGAAAGAGAGCACUAGAGAAGUUCUAGAUAAGAAAGCUCACUCCACCUCUUUCUGGGGUUUCAGUAGAAGCAAAAGUCUCAGUUGUGAUACAAAGAAAAGUUUGAUGUGUUAUUCACCUCCUUUGUCAAGGAGCAACUCAACUGGUUCGGUGCCACAGCCAAAGAGAGUGAGUUCAACCAGGCAGCAUUCAGCAGCUAAGCCACUAUCAUCUUCAAGCUCUUCUACCUUAAAUUUGUAUCCUAUACAAAGGUCUCGUUCAGGUAAGAGUUAUGGAGGAUCUUAUGCCAAUGGUCUUUGGAUUAGUCCUGUUUUGAACCUACCAACUCCCUGCAUUUCUAAAGGAAGUGGUAGUCUCUUCGGGUUGGGUUCUUUUUUACGUGUUGGGAAGGCCAAGAAAAGCAAGAAGUGAUUUGUUCAUGUUAGUUCGUGGUUAAUCUUGCUAGUUGGCUUAUCAAAUUCAUCAUUGUUUAUUCUGAUCAGCGAUCAUGCUAGAAAGAAACAAGUAAUUAGCAUGGUACUAAAUGAAGUUGAUUAUGUUUAUGCCAAGCUAAUGAUUUGGAGGGAUAAAAAAAUCUCUGAUGGUCAUUCAGUUAAUAAGGUACAAGCUUGGGGGCCAGAACAAUGGGAAUCUGUCCAUUUUUAAUGCUUUGUCCCAUCUUGUUUUCUGUGAUGAAUCCUCCAAUGAAUGGAAGCUUUUGUGGCUAGUGCUUGUUCAGAUUAGCACUUGUUUAUUUAUGAGAAAUGCUCUUUUGUUCAACAACUAACAUUUUGUCUUUAAUUGUAAAACAUAUGACAACUAGAACUAGUGGUGGCAGUUUCAUGGACAAACAAAUUCUUGAUGAAACUUUAACUUUUGGAAAGUUAGUUUGUCUGAGCCUUUGUUAGCUACUAACUCAGCUAAUCAUGGGCCAUCCUUUGAUUUAUCUAGUGGCAUGCAUCGGCUUAGACUAUGCAUUUAAUCUGGAAAUAUACUGAAUCCUCCAAAUUAGUAUGUGUUAUUUAUUGGACAACCAGCAUUCGUGUCAUAAAUGGUGAAAUUCCAAUUAGACAUGCUUGGCAAUAUGGUUAAUCAUAUGCUGCCAAACAGCUAACACAUUAGAAUUGGAUUCCUAUCACUACCAGUCCAUUGUUUCUAGUAGUUUUAACUUUGAAUUAGUAAUAUUGUUUUACAUCA
Messenger RNA from Glycine soja, 1871 nucleotides. RefSeq lists its product as uncharacterized. NCBI's taxonomy places the organism in Eukaryota, Viridiplantae, Streptophyta, Magnoliopsida, Fabales, Fabaceae. The record is from RefSeq and is a predicted model, not a curated record. The coding region runs from base 387 to 1106 and encodes 239 amino acids. The transcript has a single exon.